ACAAUGAUGAUCUCUAAUCUUCCAAACGAUUUGGAAUCCGAAAUACUCUCUAGGGUUCCUACCAAGUCUCUAGCGAACUUGCAAACUACUUGCAAACGAUGGUACGCUUUAUUCAGAGAUCCAAACUUCAUCAAGAAGAACUUUGGUAAAGCAGCAAGUAAGUUGAUGUUGCUGAGUAAUUUUGGUGUUCAUUCAGUUAGCGUCGAUCACCAUGGAAUUCACAACAACGUUGAUCCAUCUAUCGAGUUUUCGGGUAAAUUGACAAGUCUAAAAGACUCGAAAGAUUUGAAAAUAUCUAAAAUCUUUCACUGUGACGGUUUAAUAUUAUGCUCUGAUAAGGAAUACACUAGACUUGUAGUUUGGAACCCCUGUACAGGUCAAACCCGGCGGAUCAAACCAAGAACUCGUUACCGGCAUGGUGAUUAUUAUGCUCUAGGAUACGUAAACAGCAAGUCUUCUGGCCGUAGCUUCAAAAUCUUGAGGUCUUGCAGUUAUGAAAACGACCAGGAACAAUGGGUUGCUGAGUUUGAGAUCUAUGAGUUUAGCUCUGAUUCUUGGAGGGUUCUUGAUUACUUCACCCGUGACUAUGGCGUAUUUAGCGGCGGCAUGUCUUUGAAAGGAAAUACUUACUGGGUUGCUGGAGAUAAACAAACCGGCCUUUUCAUGCUGUAUUUUGAUUUCACAACCGAGAGCUUCGGGCGUUUUCCUCUUCCGUUUCAGAGUAAUAAUCCUGAAGAUACCGCGGCUCUAUCUGUUGUUAAGGAAGAAAAACUCUCGGUGUUACAUCAGAACAUUCUUGAUUUUUCAAAUGUGAUGCAGAUAUGUGUGACCAAUAAGAUUGAUGAGAGCAUAGAGUUUUCGUGGAGCAACUUCGUCUUAACUGUGGAUUAUGAUAGAUUUAAUUUAGAAAGUGUGGUGAAUGUGACAAGCUUCUUGUUGGACGAGGAGAAUAAAGUAGCAGUGUGUUCUGAUGUUGACAUGGAUGAUGGAUAUAUGACCAGAGUCUACGUUGUUGGAGAGGAUAUAUACAAAGAAGUCUAUAAAGAUACUACAGGGGCAUCAUAUUCUAAUUGGCCACUUCUCCUCAAUUAUGUUCCAAGUGUGGUGCACAUUAACAAAAAUACACCCACUAGGCAAAAGAAAAGGAAAUGUAGGGAAAUCAGUUAA
Molecule: messenger RNA, 1167 nt
Organism: Camelina sativa (false flax)
Lineage: Eukaryota; Viridiplantae; Streptophyta; Magnoliopsida; Brassicales; Brassicaceae
Source: RefSeq, a predicted model, not a curated record